GGUUUUACUUCAGAAGGAAGUAACGUUAGUGGAAGUUGUGGUGCAGAGGUAUUUAAUUAACUGCCUUUACAGUUUGUUACUACAUCUGUGUAGUUAAUGUAACAUUUAAGAAAAGGUAAUAUGCGGAAAAAAUAGCUAUUGAUUUUUCUGAUAUUUUUAAUCCAACGGCCGUUUCUCUCGCCGUAAACGCAGUUCUGAUAUCGCGAGCGAUUAUAUGUUUCAUUGUGCGCUCGUGACAGUGGUGCAUGUGCGUUUAUUCAAGCUCAAUAAAUGCUGCUUCUGGGGCUUGGUUUCAACGUUAGCGGUUCGGUUCUCUCACUUUCUUUAAGGAGCUGUGGGUUUCUAGCUAGCACGUAAGAUCAUGCAAUCGGUCCAAAAAGUGAAUUGCAUGAGUGAUGGUGCUGGAAAUGUAGGCAGAUGCGUUAAAGAUGACGCGAAUUCGGACAGAUCUGACUCACUGAAGGUGGCCGAAGAGAGACAUCCGAGAACCGGCAGUCCGCGCGGCGCUAACGGGGAUGAUGACUCUGAAGCGGAGGCACACUUGGACGGGCGUAACGUGGAUGUGGACCCGGAUACUAGAAGGAGGGCGUUCACCUGGUGCCGAGACUUUCUGUCCGGGUCUUGGAAGACAAUAUCAGAACAUGACUUUCGGAUCAAAAUAGUAAGUGGAGGACUCAGUAACCUGCUGUACAUGUGCAGUUUACCACACGAUGUUCAGCCUUCCGGGACCGAACCUCGAAGAGUUCUGCUCCGGAUCUACGGGGCCAUUCUGCAGGGAGUGGAUUCUCUUGUUUUGGAAAGUGUGAUGUUUGCCAUUUUAGCAGAGAGAGAGUUGGGCCCACGUCUCUAUGGCAUUUUCCCAGAAGGCCGUCUUGAGCAGUACUUGCCUAGUAAUCGUUUGUGUACGAAGCAGUUGGGGUUCCCAGAGAUCUCGGCUGAAAUAGCCUGUAAGGUGGCACGAUUCCAUGGCAUGGAGAUGCCAUUCAACAAAGAACCCAAAUGGCUGUUUGGAAACAUUGAUAGGUACAUGGAGGAAGUUAAAACAAUAAAAUUUGUACGUGAAGCUCACAUUAAGAAAUUUAAGAAGCUGAUGAAGUAUGAUCUUCCUGCAGAACUGGAGAGUCUGAGGUCACUGCUGGCAGCUACUCCCUCUCCUGUUGUGUUCUGCCAUAAUGAUGUACAGGAAGGGAAUAUCCUUAUGUUGGAUGGGCGAGAGAAUUCAUCUGACAAACUAAUGCUUAUUGAUUUUGAAUACAGCAGUUAUAACUACAGAGGCUUUGAUUUUGGGAAUCAUUUCUGUGAAUGGAUAUAUGACUACACAUAUGACCAGUGGCCCUUCUUCGAGGCAAAAGUGGAGAAUUACCCUAAUAGACAACAGCAGUUACAUUUUAUCAGACACUAUCUGUCAGAAAGGGGAGGAAUUGCACCUGCAGACCAAGCCAUGAUAGAGGAGGACAUAAUCAUUGAGGCAAACCGGUUUGCCCUUGCGUCUCAUUUCCACUGGGGUCUGUGGUCCAUUAUUCAAGCCAAGAUCUCCAAAAUCGAGUUUGGAUACAUGGACUACGCACAGCACAGGUUUGAAACGUACUUCAAACAGAAGAAGCUCAUUUCCUAAAUGGCACUUGCAGAUUGUGCUUCAGGAUAUCAUUUUGCAUCAUUUAUACUGUUGUUGUUGUUUUUUUAACCAUUCAUGGAAGGGCACAGUACAAAACAAUUAAGACUGUUAAAGAACGGUUAAACCUGGGGAACAUUCUUAUUGUUAUAUUAUAUUAUUAUAUAAAAAGUCCAAAGCUCCUGCCUUAGACUAAUUUUGUAGGGCUUUAUAGUUGUUUUGUCCCUUGCAAAAACUUGAAGUUACAAAUGAUCUGCAACUUAAUGGUUUGAUUAAGACCUAGAUAUAAUCCAUCCAUUCAUUGUUGGUACCACUUUCUUAAUACAAGGCACUCUGUAAAUUGAUUUAGUCUGUUUAUUUUGUAAUCUAGCAGCAUUUUUUAAAUUAUUUUAUUUGUUUACAUUUUAUCUAACAUAUAUGUGGUCAACAUUAUCUAUUAAGAAUCAAUGGCCCUCAUUUAUCAAAAGUGCGUACACCAAAUUUCCAGCGUACACCUUGCGUACACCCAAAACCACGGUGACUUUGAGAUUUAUCAAUAUGGACGUUGGCGUACGGCACGCUCAAAUCCUACACCAGCUCAGGAGGUGGUGUAGGCACGUCUUGAGUUAGUGAGGAAAUGCGGAGAAAAAUUCCUAACACCACUUAACGCACUGAAAAGAUAUGAUUAUGACCCACUACAAAAAAAAAAAA
Molecule: messenger RNA, 2302 nt
Organism: Pimephales promelas (fathead minnow)
Lineage: Eukaryota; Metazoa; Chordata; Actinopteri; Cypriniformes; Leuciscidae
Gene: chkb
Product: choline kinase beta
Biological process (GO): CDP-choline pathway; phosphatidylethanolamine biosynthetic process
Cellular component (GO): cytoplasm
Molecular function (GO): choline kinase activity; ethanolamine kinase activity
Source: RefSeq, a predicted model, not a curated record